AUUCAAACGUAUUCAAAAAUUGAAAAAAUCGGUUGUUGUCGGCGAUUCCACUGGUGCGUUAGAAUUGACUCUAUGGGAAAAUCAAUUCGAUCAAAUAACGUUAGGAGCGUCAUAUCAUAUUCGUCUACUUAAGAUACGCACGUUCAACGAUCAAAGUUCAUUGAAUGCAACGUCGGACACGUCUUUUAUCAAAAUUGGUGAUCUUGGCGAAGUUAUCGAACAAAUCGAUAACAAUCUAAAUUCGUACAAAUCGGAUAAAGGUCAAAUUGUCUUCGUCGAAUCACUCGACAAUCAAUACAAAUGCCAAGGUUGUGGUGGCACCAAUUUCAGCGAAAACGAAAACACAAUCUCGUGUAAUGAUUGCCGAUCUCGAUUCCUAAAACAAGACACGAUUCAAGAUGAUUCUAUGAAAAUCAAAAUUUCAACAUAUGCCAAUGAAGAAUACAAUCUCAAAGUUAGCAAAUCUCUCUUAUCGCCAUUGUUGAACAAUAGUACUCUCUUGGCCACGACUGACACACAAUCAAACAACUUCGAAGAAAAUCUCGAACUAAUCAUAGGAUUGAAUGUUGAAUUUGCUUAUGAUUAUCACACCGGUUAUAUCAAUACUCUUGAAAUAAUAAAUCAAAAUCAACCAAAAGAAGAAAAUCAACUAUCUGCUUGA
Adineta ricciae is the source of this 661-nucleotide messenger RNA. NCBI's taxonomy places the organism in Eukaryota, Metazoa, Rotifera, Eurotatoria, Adinetida, Adinetidae. The record is from the annotation of a GenBank genome assembly.